Iphiclides podalirius (scarce swallowtail) is the source of this 459-nucleotide messenger RNA. The record is from the annotation of a GenBank genome assembly. NCBI's taxonomy places the organism in Eukaryota, Metazoa, Arthropoda, Insecta, Lepidoptera, Papilionidae.
AUGCCACUCGUAGCUUACAGCUUUAAUGUAGCGGCGCCGAUCAGAUGCUUGCCUAUAGUGCUCUCAACGUUUAAUCCGCCUCUAGGUGAAGGUGACCAGCAACCUGAUGUGCAACCUGGUGAUGUUAUUAUCGUUUUGCAACAAAAACCUCAUGAUGUGUUUCAGCGAACUGGAGAUGAUCUUCUUAUGAAACAUGACAUUACAUUGACUGAAGCAUUAUGUGGAUUUGAAUUUGUUGUGAAACAUUUAGAUGGUCGUGAUUUACUUAUUAGACAUGCUGCUGGUGAAAUUAUUAAGCCAGGAGACCUGAAAGGUAUACAAGGUGAAGGAGAGGAUGUAGAGGAAGUGAACAUGAUGGAGUACACUGCUAGUGAAAGGGGCCGUGGUAGAGAAGAGGCAUAUGCCAGUGAUGAUGAGGAAGCCAUGCAUGGUGGCCAUGGUAUGCAAUGUUCCCACCAG